AACCGGUGUGAACUCCUGAAAGACCGACUCGCUUCGAGGAAACUGGAUUUGAGCGUUUAUACAGCCUGCGAUUGCAGUAUUUGUACAUACAUGAACUUUUGAGCCUUUAAUUGAUACCCGUCGCCUUUAUCGACCUAAACCAUGGGUUUCUGGACGAGAAGACGCGAGCGCAAAGUUCCGAGCGCCGAGCGUGUUUUCCUGGCGUUCACACUGAUCGCUGAAGUGAUCCUGGUGCAAGCCGCCUCUUUCUCUUUCACCAAGGAGCCAAAAUCCCAGGAUGCCUUGCAUGGGCGCAGUGCCAUGCUGCGGUGUGAAGUAAACGACCCUCAAGGUGUCAUCUACUCCUGGAAACACAACGGAGAGAAGGUCACCGAUUCGGAGAGACGAUUCCUGGAAGGAGGCAACCUGAAAUUCAUUGCCAUUGACCGAACGCUUGACUCAGGAAACUUCCAGUGCUUUGUCUCAAAGAACAGCACUGGUGAAGAAUACCACACCGGCGAGACCUCAUUCAACAUCAAAUGGUUGGAAAGUGGCAUAGUGAGUCUGAAGAGUCCAGAAUCAGAGGCAGAGAUUCAGAGCUCCUCUCAAGUGGUACUACGGUGCAACAUAGACGGACACCCACGGCCAACCAAUCGCUGGCACAAAGAUGGAGCACUACUAUCAGAGAAGAGCUACAAAAUCAACAACAAAGACAGAACGCUUACACUGCCGAACGCCAGUCCUGACGACAACGGGGUCUACUACUGCUGUGCGAAAAAUGCAGCGGGCCAUGCGUGCAGCAAUGACAACUUCACCCUCAACAUCAUAGAUAAGAGUUUCCCUCAACCGGUGGUGAAGCCAGAAGAUUUAGUAGUCAUGAGGAACGAGGAAGCACUUUUCCACUGUCAGUUCACAGCCGAACCGCUGCCUACCGUUGAGUGGUACCAUGAGAACGAGCCGGUGGCCAACAAGAGCCGCAUCUUCAUCCUGAGCAAUGGAUCGCUCUUAAUCACUCAGGUGAAGCAACGAAACACAGGCCUGUAUAAAUGUGUGGCUCAAGGGCCCCGUGGCCCCCCUGUGUCUCUCGAGGCCUCUCUGCGAAUUGCAGAAAUCGAGGAAAUGAUGCCUAAACAGUCCCGAGUGUUUACCGCAGACUCUCUGGAGCGGGUGACGUGUCGAGCGCCCCACGGACACCCCGAGCCAGAGGUUUGGUGGGAACACGCGGGACAGCGAGUUCCAGCCGAGGGACGAGUGCACCAGGACGGACUAGACCUGAUUUUCUGGCCCACUCGUGGCGAAGACUCAGGAACCUACACCUGUUUUGCACAAAACAAGGCUGGACAGAGGAAACAAGAGUUGACUGUCACUGUCGCAACCAAACCGGAGUGGAUCCAGAAACCCGCGGACAGUCAGCUGGAGGAGGGGCGCGCUGGAUACCUGCACUGCCACACACGCGCCACACCUGAACCCGAGGUCACAUGGUACCGCAACAUGCAGCCAAUCAGCGCAGAGGACGUUCGCUUCAAGCUCUUCUCGAAUGGCACGCUGCGUAUAAAUAACGUGGAGGUGUACGACGGCCACCUGUACAGCUGUGAGAGCAAAACGGAGGCGGGAAAACUGAACGCCCAGGCGCGGGUGUAUGUGCUUGAGCGUCUGAAGUUCACGCCGACGCCGCAGGCCUACCAGUGCCUGGAGCUCAAUAAGGAAGGACAUCUGCAGUGUUCAGCCAAGGGCCGACAGAUCCCGACCAUCCGCUGGAUCAGGACAGACGGCAGUGAUAUCCCUGUUGAUAAAAUCGCCGUGUUGACUUCAGAGAAGGAGAGGCACAUCAAAUUGUCUUGCGCUGGGAUCAAAAGCGACGCUCUUUCUAAAAACCCUGGUGUUUACCGUGUGCAUUUUAUGUGUUUGUGGUCAUCUACAGAAAAACCAGUUCAGCACUCAUUAGCAGAUGAUGAAAAGACCCCUUACAAAAUGAUCCAGACUAUCGGUCUGUCGGUGGGGGCGGCCGUGGCCUACAUCAUCAUCGUGCUGGGCCUCAUGUUUUACUGCAAGCAGAGGCGCAAUGCCAAGAGAGUCCAGAAGGGGCAGGACGGAGACGAGCGAGAGCUGGAAUGUCUCAACGGAGACGUCCAACAGAACGGCCACACCACAGCAGAGAUCCAGGAGGAGGUGGCGCUCACCAACAUGGCUGCCAGCGGGAUCAACAAACGCCACAGCAGUCACGACAAGCUCCACUUCCCCCGAAACAACCUGCACACCAUCACCACACUGGGUAAAGGAGAGUUUGGUGAGGUGCUGCUGGCCAAAGCGAAGGCCGCUGAGGAUGAGGAGGAGACGGUGGUGCUGGUGAAGAGUCUGCAGGCACGCGACGAGCAGAUGCAGUUGGAUUUCCGUCGCGAGUGUGACAUGUUUGCUAAGCUCAGCCAUGCUAACGUCGCUCGUCUGCUGGGCAUCUGUAGAGAAGUGGAGCCGCACUACAUGAUCCUGGAGUACACUGACAUGGGUGAUCUGAAGCAAUACCUGCGAGUGUCCAAGAGCAAAGAUGAGAAAGUCAAAGUCCAGCCACUCAGCACCAAGCAGAAGGUAUCGGUGUGUCUGCAGGUGGCUCGAGGGAUGGAGCAACUGUCAAACCAGCGCUUCGUCCACAAAGACCUAGCUGCACGCAACUGCCUGAUCUCCUCCAAACGACAGAUCAAAGUGUCUGCUCUGGGCCUUAGCAAAGACGUCUACAACAGCGAGUACUACCAUUAUCGCCAGUCCUGGAUUCCUCUGCGUUGGCUCCCGUCUGAAGCCGUCUUUGAGGACGAUUUCUCCACCAAGACGGACGUGUGGUCAUUUGGGGUGCUCAUGUGGGAGGUCUUCAGCUUUGGGGAGCUGCCUUACGCCGAGCUCGCGGAUGACAAAGUUCUAGAAGCUCUGCAGGAAGGGAAGCUGAAGUUGUCUCCUCCUCAGGGGUGUCCGUCUCGGGUCUUCAAGCUGAUGGUGCGCUGCUGGGCCGCCAGCCCCAAAGACAGACUGUCUUUCAGCGACAUCGCCGCCGCACUCAGCGAUCUGCCCUCUGAAAGUAAAGUGUGAGAGAACUGGAUCGUCCUGCAAGCCAUGGUUCAAAAACCUAAAUGUUCAGAUUCAGUGUCUUGCCUCAAGAACAAAAGGAAUUGGAAUUUGUUAUAUUUUCCACCAUUUCUUCCUUAUAUAUAUAUAUAUAUAUGUAUGUGUGUGUUUUAAAAUGUUUUAGAAGGUUCCUCAAACAUUUGGUUCUUAAUGGGGUUUGUACCAAAAGCUGCCCUAUCACUUCUCAGUUUGAGUUUGCCCACUCAAAACGAUGAAAUAUAGUAAAAUAUAGUGCGUUUGUAAUAGCAAACCAUGCACUGACCAAUUUUAUAUUUUCGAAGGAUUGUCUCGGGAGCCUCUUAAUUUAUUUAAAAGGUCCUGUUUGUUCAAUGUACAGAAAGGUACUGUUUAUAUGACUUUUUAUGUUUAUGACCUUUUUAUAUAAUUCAGAAGUACUCAUAGAAACAGACUGUUGAGAAAACUAUGUUUAUAAGAUGAAUACAUUUCAAAUUUCAAGUGCCUGUAAAAUGAAGGAUGUCUUGAUUUUAGUACGCUGUAUGUUACGACUUGGAAAGCCUUGAAUGUUUUUUUUUUUUUUUUUUUUACAUAAAUAUAUAUAUACAUUUAUAGUGUUUUAUUGCUUAGUAAAGAGUUCAGUGUUUUAUCUUGUAAUUGCUACCCACACGUUACAUAUCGGUUUCUAUAAAAAUUCAGAGGUAUUCUUGAAAAUACCUUGUUCACAAAAAAAUAGUGAACAAAUGC
Messenger RNA from Sinocyclocheilus rhinocerous, 3792 nucleotides. RefSeq names its product inactive tyrosine-protein kinase 7-like. The transcript has 19 exons. NCBI's taxonomy places the organism in Eukaryota, Metazoa, Chordata, Actinopteri, Cypriniformes, Cyprinidae. Bases 142 to 3054 code for a protein of 970 amino acids. The record is from RefSeq and is a predicted model, not a curated record. Gene Ontology annotation, molecular function: transmembrane receptor protein tyrosine kinase activity; ATP binding. Gene Ontology annotation, biological process: protein phosphorylation.